This is a messenger RNA of Monascus purpureus, 1658 nucleotides long. Lineage: Eukaryota; Fungi; Ascomycota; Eurotiomycetes; Eurotiales; Aspergillaceae. The record is from the annotation of a GenBank genome assembly.
GGAAUAUUGUGACGUUCUUUGUGCCUUGAAUUCUCCAUCAGGCUCGUCUAUCAACGAUGGCUUCCGCUCAGGUUAUCAACGUUACUCUCCCCGCAGUGCCUCAGGAAUGGACUGCUGAGAAGGAUUUCAAGGCCCUUGGCAGCCUGUCCAGCACAACACAAAGGAACUUGGAGCCCGUUGGUCCUUACUUCUUGGCCCAUGCUCGUCGAAAGCGUCACCAGCGCACCUUCUCCGAAGAUGAGAGAAUCCAAGCACAACAGACCGUCAAGAAGACUGAAGAGGAUGACGACGGUGAGAUCUCUGAAGCCGAGGACCCCAUUAUGCUCUCUCGGGAUGCCAAGGACUGGAAGGGCCAGGAUCACUACGCUGUUCUUGGUCUGAGCAAGUACCGCUGGCGGGCGACACCCGAGCAGAUCAAGCGUGCACACCGCAAGAAGGUCCUUCGUCACCAUCCCGACAAGAAGGCUGCCCUGGGCGACCGUGAUGAGAAUGACAAUUUCUUCAAGUGCAUCCAGAAGGCCACCGAGCAGCUGCUAGACCCCGUCAAGCGCCGUCAGUUCGAUUCCGUCGACGAGGCUGCUGAUGUCGAGCCCCCGAGUAAAAAGGAGGUGGCCAAGGGUGACUUCUUCAAGCUUUGGGUUCCUGUUUUCGAAUCCGAGGCUCGUUUCUCCAAGAAACACCCAGUUCCAUCUCUUGGUAACGAGAACAGCACCAAGGCUGAAGUCGACGAGUUCUACAACUUCUGGUACAACUUUGACAGCUGGCGUACAUUUGAGUAUCUCGAUGAGGAUGUUCCAGAUGACAAUGAGAACCGCGAUCAGAAACGCCAUAUUGAGAAGAAGAACGCCAACGCCCGCCGCAAGCGCAAGGCCGAAGAUACCGCCCGUCUACGCAAGAUCAUUGAUGACUGUAUGGCCCAGGAUCAGCGUAUCAAGAAGUUCCGCCAGGAGGCCCGUGCCGGCAAGGACAAGCGCCGUCUUGAGAAGGAAGCCGAAGCCAAGCGCCUGGCUGAGGAGAAGGAGAAGGCUCGUCUAGAAGAAGAGCAGCGCAAGAAGGAGGCUGAAGAGGCUGCCAAGGCCGAGCGCGAACGGAACAAGAAAGCCAAGGAGGCCGCUAAGAAUGCGGCUAAGAAGAACAAGCGUGUUCUCAAGGCCUCUGUCAAGGACGUGAAUUACUUUGCCGAAUCAGGAGAUGCCUCUGCCCAACAAGUCGACUCCGUUUUGGGUGAUGUCGAGCUUGUCAUCAGCAAGAUCGAUAGUGAUGAGCUUGCUGCCCUGACUGAACGUCUCAAUACUGCGGGCAAGGACGCUGCUGGUGUCAAGUCUGUCUAUGUGGCCGAGGUCAAGAGACUUGUUGAAGCUGGUACGGUGAAGGAGGGAGAGGCCAAGUUCUUUAUCUAGACUAGACUUGUUCGCUUCAUCUUAGAUAUCUUCCUCUUUCCUGCCACUUUUUUUGAGCAAUGCAUUCGUCUUCCGCAUGACUGCCACUGUCACCACAUGUGCAUAGAUAGAUCGCCUGUUUGCUGGUCUUCAAUUUUACUCGUCCUGCAGAAAUGAAACUGGAUUCCGUGCAUGGGAUAUAAUCACACAUGUAGCAUUGGCAGCAUGACGGCUUGUAGAGAUUUAUCCGCUUGAUUACGACCCCUUGGCGGAGACCCC